This is a messenger RNA of Apiotrichum porosum, 2961 nucleotides long. RefSeq lists its product as uncharacterized. Gene Ontology annotation, molecular function: protein binding. Gene Ontology annotation, cellular component: EMC complex. The transcript is spliced from 3 exons. Lineage: Eukaryota; Fungi; Basidiomycota; Tremellomycetes; Trichosporonales; Trichosporonaceae. The record is from RefSeq and is a predicted model, not a curated record. Bases 1 to 2961 code for a protein of 986 amino acids. Gene Ontology annotation, biological process: protein folding in endoplasmic reticulum.
AUGCGGUCUCUUCUCCAUUCGCUUCUCCUGGCAUUCCUGGCCCUCGCGAGCUGCUGUGCCGCCCUGCAGGCCAACCUGGCCGGCGUGGUCGACUGGCACAAGCAACAAGUCGGCCAGCCGCUCCUGGUCCCGACCCCGCCGCGCGUGCUGGCCAACUCGACCUCGCUGAUGGCAGUGACAAAGAAGAAUGUCUUGGCUCGCAUUAACAGCCUCACGGGCGCCACUGUCUGGAGGCAGGAGACCUCAGAGGACGACCCGGUUGUGAGCUACCAUGUCUCUAACGACGGCGGCGUUCUGCUCCUCUCGGGCCCCGGUGGUGCGACCGCGCGUUACUUUGACCUCGAGACCGGCGCUAUGAAGUGGGAGCGUACCCUCGCCAAGGCGUCCGAUGCGGUCGCCGACGCCCCCAUCUACACCGGUACCGAUGCCAUCUUCUCCGACGACGCCGUGGUCAUUCUCUCGUGUGGUCGCCACGUCACCAAGAUCACCACGGCCACAGGCGCCCACCAGUGGGGCUGGGGCUUCCCAGUCAAGGGCCUGGCAACACACCUCUUUUCCUACCUCCAGAUCCAGAAUGGCCAGGUUGUCGCCAUGGCGCGCACCGAGGAGCCCAACGCGGCCGCGGCGCACCUUGUGCUCGACCUCGACAGGCUGCUGCCCUUCUCCGACCUGAGCUAUGUGUCGUCCCUCAGCAAGCACAUUGAGUCCUACCUCGUCAAGACUGACGAGGGCCAGAUGCGCGCCGUCUGGACCGAGUACUCGCGCGUCCGUGUCGCCGAGCUCAUCGAGGACGGUACCGCCGGCGAGACCCGCGACACCCUUCCCGGUAACGGCAAGCGUUUCGAGAAGCUCAUCGACGUCGGACUCCGUAACGAGGGAUACAUGCUGGCGACGUAUGAGAGCGGCACCGUCGUGGUGCUGAAGGUCGGCGACAAGGCUGAGAUUGUCCACGAGCUCGAGGGAUCGCGGGACACCAAGGACGGCGCGCCCGUCUUCUCUGCUGCCCAGCUCCCUGGCGGCUGGUUCAUCUUCGCCCGUGUCUACUAUUCGUUUGCCGAGCAGAAGAUGAUGGUCCAGAGCGUGUUCGUCCGCGGUGACGAGGUGUCGACGUCGACGUACCCUAUCGACUUUGACAUGGCCAACGACGGCGCGGUCGAGCACGCCGCCAUCGCUUCGGUCGACGGCCACCAGCCCUCCCUCAUCCUCUUCACUUCUACCUCUGCUAUCCAGUAUCACGCCAGCGCCGACGUGGGCGUCAAGUGGACCCGCGAGGAGAGCCUCGCCGAUGUCGUGGACGUGCGCUUUGUCGACUUGGGCGAGCCCGAGACCGAGGAAGCCCUCGACCACAUGGUUGACGAGUCGUUUGUCGGCCGCGUCGUUCGCCAGGCUAUCGAGAUCAAGAACCUCCCGGCCUUUGUGCUCCGUUUCGUGAACCGCAUGCUGGACUCGUCUGCCGUCGUCGCCACCCCGCCACUCUCCCCCGGCCGCCUCCACCGUGACGAGUUUGGCCUCCAGAAGCUCCUCGUCGCCGUCACCCGCGGCGGCAAGGUGUUUAGCCUCGACUCGGCCAACGGCAACAUUGUGUGGUCGCGCAACCUCGGCUUCUUCUCCCAGACCGGCCCCGAGCUCGAGGUCACCAACGUCUUUGCCACGCGCGAGCUCUCCGAGACCGGAAACCCCCAGGUUGCCAUCCUCGCCGCGCGCACGCGUGACAGCCAGGUCGCCACUCUUGGCUACCACAUCGACGCCUUCACGGGCGACGUUGCCGGUGACAAGGACCCCAACUUUGGCAUUCCCCUUGGCAAGGAGCUGUUCUCGGGCUCCCCCAAGACAGCCUUCCUCACCCACUAUGAAAACUGCUGCACGGGCAACCGUGUCGUCGCGGUCGUGGACGCCGCUGACCAGCUCUACAUUUUCCCCCCUUGCAAGAAGGUCGCCAAGGCCGUCGAGGCCGAGGCGGACCGUCUUUUCUACUCUGUCCUUGACCGCGCGCUCGAGGGCACCACUCUGCGCGGCUAUGCCCCCGCCGUGCGUAACGAGGACAACACCUUUUCCGCUGCCGAGCUGUGGGCCCGCCCCUUCCCCGCCCAGCUUGUCCUGGCCGCCACUCCUCUCACCCCUUCGCAGACGGCCUCGUUUGGCCGUGCCCUCGGCGACAAGUCUGUUCUGUACAAGUACAUGAACCCGCACCUCAUUGUCGUCACUUCCGUCUCGCCCCUCACUGCCCGCGGCCACGUCUACGUUGUCGACUCGACCACCGGCACGACCAUCCACGAGAUUGAGAUCUCGAACGUGGUCGGCGAAAACGUCCAGGCUGCCAUGGUCGAGAACUGGCUGGUGUACGCGUGGCAGGAGGGCCAGAACGGCGAGGGCGUCGGCGGCUGGCGUAUGGGCAGUGUCGAGCUGUUCGAGGACGGCAACGAGAAGAGUGCCGGCCGCUCGACGCUCGAGUCCAUCCCUGCCAUCAAGGCCAUUUCGCAGACGUUCAUCCUCCAGCACCCCGUGCGCGCCCUGACGUUCUCCACGUCCAAGUUUGGCGUCACGUCCAAGGACGUCGUCUACCUCAACGACAAGGGCCAGGUCGCUGUCCUGCCCCGCCGUGUGCUCGACCCGCGCCGCCCCACCGACAAGCCCACCAAGGCCGACCAGGACGAGGGUCUCGUGCCCUACGCGCCUCUGCUGCCGCACCACCCCACCGCGGUCCUGUCGCACCAGUACCGCCUCAUCGGCCUCGAGCACAUUGCCACGGCCCCCGCGCUGCUCGAGUCCACCUCGCUGCUGCUCGCCUAUGGCCUCGACCUGUUCUGCACCCGCGCCGUCCAGCCCAGUGGCACCUUUGACAUUCUCGGCGACGGCUUCAACAAGCUCCAGCUGCUCGUCACCCUCGCCGUCCUCGGUGUGGGCGUCGCCGUCGCGCGUCCGGCCGUGGCCAAGAAGAACCUCCAGUUCAAGUGGUUCUGA